This is a messenger RNA of Bipolaris victoriae FI3, 168 nucleotides long. RefSeq lists its product as hypothetical. The transcript has 2 exons. NCBI's taxonomy places the organism in Eukaryota, Fungi, Ascomycota, Dothideomycetes, Pleosporales, Pleosporaceae. The annotation marks the transcript as partial. The record is from RefSeq and is a predicted model, not a curated record.
UUCUGGGUCCUGCGGCUGUCGUCUGAACGUCGUUCGGGCGGUGCGCAGAGAAUCCGGGCCGAGAUUCCAUCGAGGAGCUAUCCAAAGGGCGUUCAGCCCGUUACAAUCAGGAAAGCCAGAAAUAAGCCCGCCCCAUUAUCUAUAGUGCAACACUACCUAAAAUUAUAG